Closterium sp. NIES-65 is the source of this 606-nucleotide messenger RNA. Lineage: Eukaryota; Viridiplantae; Streptophyta; Zygnematophyceae; Desmidiales; Closteriaceae. The record is from the annotation of a GenBank genome assembly.
AUGGCUCUGUUUGACUACGAGCGCGUGGCGCGGGCCGUAAAGGAGUGGCCGACGUGGGUGCUGCGGAAGGCCAAGGUCGCGGCGCAGUACGGCUUCGUGCCGCUCGUCAUCACCGUCGUGCUCACCGUCGCCCACCGCCAUUGCAUCGCACGAAUUUUAGGUGAUCGCGGCAAGACGACUCGAGAGCUCGCUUCCAUCAUCACAGCGGCUGCCGCUCUUGUCGGUACUGGUGUGGGCCUGCUUUUAUCGCGUACUCUGCUGAAGCCUAAAAUAGGAAAAUUGACUGUGAAGCACGUAUUCCUGGCGAAAUUCAAGGCGGAUUGGACGGCAGAGCAGAUUCAGGAGCUGAUCGACGGAUAUCAAGCUCUCACGAAGAAGAUUCCGGCCAUGAAAGGAUUCGAGUGGGGCGCGGACGUGAGUGUGGAGGGGCUGCACAAGGGGUACACGCACGUGUUCAUCACCACCUUUGACGACGCCAAGGGGCGUGAUGCGUACGUGGAGGAUCCGGCGCACAAGGAGUACGCGGGGGUGCUCUUCCAGGGGCUGGAGGACGGCAUCGUGCUCGACUAUGUGCCCUCUGUCGCCCUCUCCCGCUUCUACUCCUGA